Molecule: messenger RNA, 1546 nt
Organism: Maniola jurtina (meadow brown)
Lineage: Eukaryota; Metazoa; Arthropoda; Insecta; Lepidoptera; Nymphalidae
Exons: 8
Coding region: 279-1463 (394 amino acids)
Biological process (GO): synapse organization
Cellular component (GO): neuron projection membrane
Source: RefSeq, a predicted model, not a curated record
UAGCAGUCACUCGAUCUACGCCGACCGCUACGCACGCUAUGUACCGCUACGGACGCUACGAACUGUCUACGAUCGAACUUUGUCAGAAUCAUAAUUCCAGUGAGUGAUUAUAACAGUGAAUAUUGUGUUAAAAAUUCUGAGUGGUGCAAAAAAAAUGUGCGAGUGCUACAAUGUUGAAUACAAUGUUCUGUUCUCGUAAAAUUUGCCGCAGCCGGCGAUGACCUUUCCAUUUUACAGAUUAUGAAGGCCCGUGUCGGGCGCGGCCUGGUUCCGGCGCUAUGUGGAGUGUGGGCGUGUUCCUUCUCACACAGAUAGCUGUUUGCCAAUUCACCACAGACAACCUAACAUCAACAACAGAGGAAGACCAAACAGUAACACCGUACUACGCUCUCAGCACAGGCAUCAUACCAGCCCCUGUGAUGCUACGCCUAGGAAACUCCACAAUCGACAGCACCAAGUCCUUCAAAGUACCCCAAGUACCCCGACCAUCUACAGAACCCGGCACGGGGACCAUAACCGCUCAACCUAAUCAAAUGAACCAAGUGAAUGCUAACCUAGAUAUGGUGCCACACGUGAUUUCAGUCAAGAAUACUUAUUUCGAUCACGACCGACGAUACGGUCCAACGUUCGAAGAUACGCCUGAUGGGAACAUUACUAAAAUAACUGUACAGUUAGGUGACGACGCGCAGUUGAACUGUCGGAUUAGUCUGCUACAAGACAAGACGGUUUCCUGGGUUCGUCGUAGAGGUAGAGAUGACAUACCAGAGCUACUGACAGUGGGAGCUGUAACCUACGCAGCUGACAGCAGGGUGUCAGUGGCGAAGAGGUACCCUGGGAAUUGGAGGCUCCUGGUCAGGGAAGUGAAGCCUGAUGAUGAAGGAGUAUACGAGUGCCAGAUAUCAACACACCCCCCUAGAGUUAGCAGAACUUAUCUACAUGUAAACACGCCACAAGUAUGGGUGGUAGACGAGGCCGGUGGGCCUCUUCAAGAGAAAUACUACGAAGCGGAGUCAACCUUAGCCCUGAUGUGCAGGGCACGCCACGUGGAGACGCCAGCGGUGCUGACCUGGCUGCAUGAAGGCAGGGCGUUGAAUGCUGACACCACUAGAGGAGGCAUCAGUGUAAAAACAGAGCAAGUGCCCGGCGGUGCUGACAGCGUGCUCCGAUUAGCACGUGUGAACAGCAGCGACGCGGGGAACUACACGUGCGCUGUGCGCGGAGCACGUCCUCACACCGUGUCCGUUCACGUGCUCAACGAGAGCCUCGCCGAGCUGCACGCCGGAGCGAAAUCAGUUCACCCAUCGUUAAGGACGAUUGUAACGUUAUUUGUUAUAACGUUAUUUUCACAACCGUUAUUAUCAACCGCGAUUACGUUCGCGCGUCUAGCUCGUAACACUAGGGCCCAAGGUCAAACGAAAGAACAUUGUAAUUAUAAUUGUAACGUUAUGUUGUUACCGACGUGAUAACGUGUAAAUAUUUUAAAGAGAUAUUAUUAAAUAUUAUCAUAUUAUUAUAAUAAUAUAGUUACUUGGAAAUAAAAUUUCAU